Molecule: messenger RNA, 564 nt
Organism: Penicillium mononematosum
Lineage: Eukaryota; Fungi; Ascomycota; Eurotiomycetes; Eurotiales; Aspergillaceae
Gene: pst2
Product: putative NADH-quinone oxidoreductase Pst2
Exons: 5
Coding region: 1-564 (187 amino acids)
Molecular function (GO): FMN binding
Source: RefSeq, a predicted model, not a curated record
AUGGCUCCCAAGAUCGCAAUUGUCUACUACUCCAUGUACGGCCACAUCAAGGCCUUGGCCGAGGCCGAGAAGAAGGGCAUUGAGUCCGCUGGUGGUCAAGCCGAGAUCUUCCAGAUCGCCGAGACCCUCAACGAGGAAGUCCUGGGCAAGAUGCACGCUCCUGCCAAGGCUAGCUACCCCGUUAUUGAGCCCGCCGACCUCCUCGCCUUCGACGCUGUUCUGUUCGACCUUCUGGGACAAGACCGGUGGUAUUUGGGCCACCGGUGGCUUCUGGGCAAGUACGCCGGUCUCUUCGUGUCGACCGGUACUCAGGGUGGUGGUCAGGAGUCGACUGCCCUUGCCUCGAUGAGCACUCUCGCCCACCACGGCUUCAUCUACGUUCCUCUGGGCUACAAGACCGUCUUCGCCCAGCUGAGCAACCUGAACGAGGUCCACGGUGGUAGCGCCUGGGGUGCUGGUACCUUCGCUGGUGCCGAUGGUUCCCGUCAGCCCUCCGCUCUCGAGCUCGAGAUUGCCACCGCUCAGGGCAAGGCCUUCUACGAGACUGUUUCCAAGGUCCAGUGA